AAGAAAAUCCCGAGUAGAAAUUCCAUUCUUGUUGUUGAUCACUUUGGCAAGGAUCAAGUUGUGCGGUUGAUGAGACUCUUUUGGAAUAAACCUAUUUCUGGACUAGUUCCACUAUUAGAAAAUCGUUGGAAGGAACCUUUGACCAAAUGGAAAGAACGAAAGCCAAGACUGCCUUGGUUAGGAGUUGCUUUUGCUCAUCAAGUUUCUGGAGACAUCGGACUGAAACCUGAAGCAAUACCUAUACCAGAAGAGUUUGUGAAAAGUGGAAAACACCAUGUUCCUGAUUCUAGUACUUACUAUAAAAUGUAUGAACGUUCUAUAACUGAUCCUGAAGGCUUUUGGUCAGAGAUAGCAAAGAAAGACUUUUAUUGGCAUAAGCCUUUUUCUUCGCCUAUUCUGAAUUAUAAUUUUGACAUUCGAAAAGGUCCCAUCUUUGUGGAAUGGUUCAAAGGAGGGAAAACCAAUAUGUGUUACAAUGCUUUGGACAGACACGUGGAGGCUGGCUUUGGAGAUCAAGUUGCUUAUUAUGCGGAAGGGAACAAUUUGGAAGAUAGUGGACAUCGCGUCGUUACUUAUGCUGAAUUAUUGGACAAGGUGAAGCGUUUGGCUGUUGCUCUAAAAGCGAGAGGUGUGAAGAAAGGAGAUACUGUUGCUAUCUAUUUGCCUAAUAUUCCAGAACUUCCCAUUUCUAUGUUGGCUUGUGCAAGAAUAGGUGCCAUUCACAGCGUUGUUUUUGCUGGUUUCUCAGCAGAAGCAUUAGCGGAACGUAUUUUGGAUGCCAGAAGUCGUAUUUUGAUUACUUGUGAUGGUGUUAUGAGAGGAGACAAAGUAAUUGAGUUGAAAGGUUUGGCGGAUGCUGCUGAAGAACUUGUAUGGGAAAGAGGAGAUGGACAUUUAGUUGAUAGACAAAUUGUAGUCCAAAGGCUGGGACCAGAAAAGUGUGCUGUUGGAAUGAAAAGUAGAAGAGAUGAAUGGUUUCAUGAUGUUAUGAACAAGUCAUCAGGUUCAGUUGAAUGUCCUGUUGAAUGGAUGGAUGCCGAAGAUCCUCUUUUUGUUUUAUAUACUUCAGGUUCUACAGGCAAACCCAAAGGUGUAGUUCAUACUGUUGGUGGAUAUAUGGUUUAUUCAGCUACAACGUUUAAGUAUAUAUUUGAUUAUCAUUCUCCAGAAGUAUUUUUCUGUACAGCGGAUUGUGGUUGGAUAACUGGACAUAGUUAUACUGCAUAUGCUGCACUAUGCAAUCGAGCUACACAAGUUAUAUUUGAAGGUGUUCCAACUUUUCCUUCUGCAGAUAGAUUAUGGAAGAUUGUAGACAAGUACAAAGUACAGUAUGUCUAUACAGCACCUACUUUAAUUCGUGCUGCAAUGCGUGCUGGAGAUGAAGUUGUAAAGAAAACUAGCCGAAAGUCUUUAAAGUUAAUAGGAGGUGCAGGUGAACCUUUGAAUCCGGAAGCAUGGAAUUGGUUUUACUAUACAGUUGGAGAUAGCCGUUGUCCAUUGAUCGACUCUUGGUGGCAAACAGAAACUUCUGGUGCUAUGUUAACUGCACUUCCCGUUCCAGGUCUCGUUCAGAAACCUGGCUCUGUAUCCUAUCCAUUCUUUGGAGUAGUUCCAGCCAUUCUCAAUGAUGAAGGAAAAGAGUUGAUGGAUAAUAAAGGAGAAGUCAGUGGUCAGUUGUGUAUUAAGAAACCGUGGCCUGGUAUUUUCCGAACUAUAUUACAUAAUCAUGAACGAUAUGAGAAAGCUUAUUUUGCAAAGUUUCCUGGUUAUUAUGUAUCCGGUGAUGGUUGUCGAAGAGAUGCCGAUGGUCUCUAUUUCGUCACAGGACGUUUGGAUGAUGUUAUUAAUGUAAGUGGACAUCGCAUUGGUACAGCAGAAGUGGAAUCUGCUUUGAUUGGAAAUCGUGCAGCAGCAGAAGCAGCUGUGGUUCCUAUAGCUCAUGAAAUAAAGGGUCAAGGUAUCAUUGCUUUUGUGAUUCUGAAAGAAGGAAUCAAAGCUACCUAUGAAUUGGAAGAAGAAAUGAAAAAAAGAGUUCGAGUCAAUAUAGGACCUAUUGCAGUACCUGAAAGAGUCUAUUUUACGCCAUCUUUACCCAAAACAAGAAGUGGAAAAAUAAUGAGAAGAAUUCUGAAAUUGAUAGUAGAGAAGAAAGGUAUCGUUUCUAAGCAAGAUUUGGGUGAUAUUUCCACGUUGGCAGAUCCUCAAGCAGUUGAUGAAUUGAUUGAGGUUUAUAAGAAGCAACAAAUAUAGGAAUUGAAGAUGAAUGUUUGUUUGUGUGUGGAAAUAUAAAAGUGACUCAUUUUUGUGGCUAUGGUAAAUAGGAUGAGUUAUUAGAAUAGCAAAUCAUCCAAAGAAGGUCCUGAAGGCGUACUUUUCUUAGGCAUAGAAACCGUCGAAUGAGUAUCCUCUGAAGUCAUAGAUGAAUCACUAGCAACACCACCUAAUUGGUCUUGAAAUAACCACUCUUCCUUAUCAUUCGAUUGACUAGUGGUAACUCCAGCCACUUUAGAUGGUUCAACUGUCGAAGAUUCUGUUCUACUCGGUUUCUUCAUACCGGGAAGUGAAAGUUUCAACUUUUGUCCCUCUUUGAGAGAAAAAUCCUUUGGAGGUGAAGCUGGCUUUCCUUGUUCCGUUUGUUCUCCUAAACUCUGUCUCGUUGCAUCAUUCAACGCUGCUAAAAAGUCAAAUGCUUCUCCACGUUGUUCAAAGCCCAGUCCAAGAAACGCCUUUCGUUGGGUCUCUCGGUCUCUUACUUGUAUCACGAAAUAACGAGAACUAUCCAGUGCAUGUUGAGGUCCUCACGAAAUGUCCCCUGUAGGUAACCAACUAUUAUGAAUAGUUUAAAAGUUGCUUACCACUUUCAUGAAAUGGACUUUCUGCAAAUAGUUGUCCGGAAAUUCUAUCUUCUAAACGAAUCCAUACUUGUCCGCCUUCUUCA
Galdieria sulphuraria is the source of this 2938-nucleotide messenger RNA. RefSeq names its product acetyl-CoA synthetase. Gene Ontology annotation, molecular function: AMP binding; acetyl-CoA synthetase activity. The record is from RefSeq and is a predicted model, not a curated record. The transcript is spliced from 2 exons. The coding region runs from base 70 to 2250 and encodes 726 amino acids. Lineage: Eukaryota; Rhodophyta; Bangiophyceae; Galdieriales; Galdieriaceae.